AGUAGGAAAUGAGACAGGGUAGGAAUAACACUUAAUAAGCCUGACGCUCUCAUCCUCCUCCUAUCCCCUGGCCACCUUCCAGCCUCCUCUGUGCAGUCUCCUCUCCUUCCAGACAGUCUUUACUUCUUUUCCCCCUAGGCUGCAGCCAGCUUGAGCCCUCUGCCUGCCAGAGCCAGGAAGGAGCCCAGGUGGGGUAAGAACCUCAGCCCCAGGAUGUUGACAACAUUGCUGCCACUGCUGUGUCUACUGCUCCUGCCCGGCUGGGCCUUUUGUAGCCAUGAAGCCUCAGAUGGCCUUCGGAACCUCCACAUGCUCCAGAUCUCCUACUUUCGCGACCCCUAUCAAGUGUGGCACCGGGGCAACGCGUCGCUGGGGGGGCUAACGACGCACGUGCUGGAAGGCCUAGGCAGCAACGUCACGAUCCGCCAGUUGCAGCCCUUGCAGGAGCCUGAGAGCUGGAUGCACACAGAAGACAGCCUGAAGACCUAUCUGCACCAGUUCAACAGCUUGGUACUGCUGGUACACCAUGAGCGGCGCUUGACCUUUCCUCUGAUCAUUCGCUGCUUCCUGGGCUGUGAGCUGCCUCCUGAGGGCUCUACAGCACGUGUCUUCUUCGAAGUGUCUGUGAAUGGGAGCUCCUUUGUGCAUUUCCAGCCAGAGACAGCUUUAUGGGUGGCAGGGCCCCAGGCACCCUCCAGGGUGGUCACCUACACCCUGCAGCAGCUCAACGCCUACAAUCGUACUCGGUACGAACUGCGAGAAUUCCUGCAGGACACCUGUGUGCAGUAUGUGCAAGAACACAUCACUGUGAACAACUCGAAAGGGAGCCAAACAGGCCGCUCCUACACCUCGCUGGUCCUGGGUGUCCUGGUGGGCAGUUUCAUCAUUGCUGGUGUGGCUGUAGGCAUCUUCCUGUACACAGGUGGACGGCGGUGUUGAUUGCUCUCCAGACCCCUCUGAAAAAGGGCUGGACUGAUGGGGGCUGAUGAGGGAAGAUCUCAGCUCACUGCAAAACCACACAGAUUCCCCAUCUGGGACAUUAUAUCCCAGAAGGUUUGGAGUGGCAGCUCCUUUCUUCUCCCUGAUCUGCCCACCAAGAGUUUGGGGGAGGGAAAGGGAAGGAGGAAGCUAAGUAGACAGAGUUCUUGGUUUGCUAAGCACCUAAGAACUUGCAUGCUUUCCUGAAUUGGUCUGAGAAGUGAAUGCUUAUCUAUCUUUGUGGAAAACAGAUGAUGGAGUUGGGUGGGGGUAGAGGGUGUCUAUGGCAUGUCCUCCAAAGACAGAAUCACCCAAGGCAUUCAAAACACCUAACAAAUACAAGAAGUCCAUCAACCAGAAUAAACACCACUCGAUACUCCCAGGCACACCAGAUUUGGGAAAGGAUGCUGAUAUAGUAGAGGUAGAAAGAAAUAAUCAGAGAAAUGGUGGGAGUAUAAACUAAAAUAUGGGAGCAAAGAGCCAUUAGUUAAUUAAUAAUAUUCUUAAAAAAUUCCUUACUUAUGUAGAUGGCAUUAUUUUUUCCUCUACAAAACUUCUGGAAAAGUAGACUAUAUCUUUUGUCUUUAUUUUAUUUUGAGAGAGAGAGACAGAGUGUGAGCAGGGGAGGGGACAGAGAGAGAGGGAGACACAGAAUCUGAAGCAGGCUCCAGGCUCUGAGCUGUCAGCACAGAUCCCGAUGUGGGGCUUGAACCCACGGACUGUGAGAUCAUGACCCGAACUGAAGUUGGACGCUUAACCGACUGAGCCACCCAGGGAUCCCGUAGACUAUACCUUUUGCUUCUACUCCCUCCUUUCCCACCCCUAAAUCACUGCAGUCUGACUUCCCUAUAAACUGCUCUAAGAUCAUCAAUGACCUCUAAUUGUGAAAUCUCCAUUCCACAUGAUAUCUGCAACAUUUUCCUUUGUGGACUAGAAUUCUCUUUUUACCCUAACCCCUGAGAUUCCAUACUUCUAAUUUUUAGAAACUGUUCUGGCCACUCAGUCAAUCCCAUUGCCUUUGUCAUCUUCCUCAACUCACCUUGAAAUCAUGGUUUUAGACUUCCAUGUUUUGGUUUUUUGGUCCCAUUUAAACUGUACCCUUUGUGUAUGUAUUCAUAUGUCAUCUAUCUGUGGUCUUUUCCAUGGGGAAACAAUAUAAUCUUGUCUUUGGAAGCAGGUGUUUUGCCAUCAAACAGAUUUGAGUUUUAUUUCUUUAAGCCGGGCAUUUAACUCCUUGAAGUCUCAGUUUCUUCAUAAAGAAAGGUAUAAUAAAAUGUACAAAAAGGGUAUAAUAAAAAUAACACCUACCUCAUAGAGGCAUUAUGAGUAUUAUAUAAAUAUAUAUAUGUACACCCAAUAAAUAUAGCACUUGCUGCUGA
Molecule: messenger RNA, 2357 nt
Organism: Felis catus (domestic cat)
Lineage: Eukaryota; Metazoa; Chordata; Mammalia; Carnivora; Felidae
Gene: PROCR
Product: protein C receptor
Exons: 4
Coding region: 214-939 (241 amino acids)
Biological process (GO): negative regulation of coagulation
Molecular function (GO): signaling receptor activity
Source: RefSeq, a predicted model, not a curated record